AUGGUGCGGGAUGAUGAUGCCAUCACCAGCGUCGGUGGCAAAGACGGGAGCAAGAUGACAGAUCUCUCCGUGUCCGCGUCAGUGAAGUCCGUUGAAUGGGCUCACGAGUGUAAACUGCCCGAGCCAGAUCAAACUCUGGAUUCCGGAAAAGAAAACUUUAACUCUGCUGAAUAUGUGGAGGCGUUGGACCUCGAGAACUGUACCGUUCCAGCGGAGGGUGUUUGUUUAGGUGUAUGGCUAUGUGUGUAUGCCUGUGUGGCUGGAUGCACUCGAUACACAGACGAGUCGACGGGCCUCUAG
This is a messenger RNA of Penicillium oxalicum, 300 nucleotides long. RefSeq lists its product as uncharacterized. The record is from RefSeq and is a predicted model, not a curated record. The transcript has a single exon. Bases 1 to 300 code for a protein of 99 amino acids. Lineage: Eukaryota; Fungi; Ascomycota; Eurotiomycetes; Eurotiales; Aspergillaceae.